Messenger RNA from Gadus morhua (Atlantic cod), 3685 nucleotides. RefSeq names its product RAB23, member RAS oncogene family (gene rab23). The transcript is spliced from 7 exons. The record is from RefSeq and is a predicted model, not a curated record. NCBI's taxonomy places the organism in Eukaryota, Metazoa, Chordata, Actinopteri, Gadiformes, Gadidae. The coding region runs from base 553 to 1260 and encodes 235 amino acids. Gene Ontology annotation, molecular function: GTP binding; GTPase activity.
GAAUGCACGUCUACGGUUUGGCAUCUUGUUGCUCGUCCUCCACUACGCACUAUUUGGCGUUCUCACUUGGCAACGGAGCCUUCACUUGCUACCGCUAGCUGCUCAGGACCCACGGACAACUGUCGGGGCCCCGGGUGGAUUGACAACUACAGACAACACGUAUGUUUUCUCCAGCCCAUGGCUGAAGACAUGAAUACGUUGAAUGAAAUGUAAACGCGGUGAAAGGACAAUUGAUGUGAUCACACAACUGGAAGGAAUCUGUCUCAUGAGAAGAACACGGGAAGGUUUUCUUUCUCAUUUUAUCUUGAUGAAGAAGAAGGGGGCUAGUCGUAGCCAGGAGAAUUAGCUCACAUUUGCGCCACAGUCUGGAAUAUUAAACGUGAGUCAUUUCCCUUCUUCGUGUCACAGAAAACAGAGACUAUGAAGACUCUUAUGUAACCGUGAUCGGUCGGAUGUGGAUCCAUUCGGAUGAGUAACCAGUUCGCAGGUGUGUUAGUUCCUCUAGAAGAAAAGCAAAACUCGACUUGACUAGAAGGUUAGAGGCAGAGCAGCAUGUUGGAGGAGGACAUGGAGGUGGCCAUCAAGGUGGUGGUGGUGGGGAACGGAGCGGUGGGCAAGUCCAGCAUGAUCCAGCGCUACUGCAAGGGGGUCUUCACCAAGGACUACAAGAAGACCAUCGGGGUGGACUUCCUGGAAAGACAGAUCAUCGUGAACGACGAAGAGGUGAGGCUGAUGCUCUGGGACACGGCCGGCCAGGAGGAGUUUGACGCCAUCACCAAGGCGUACUACCGUGGUGCUCAGGCGUGCGUGCUGGUGUUUUCCACCACCGACCGGGAGUCCUACCAGGCCGUCAGCAGCUGGAGGGAGAAGGUGGAGGUGGAGGUGGGGGACAUCCCCACCGUCCUGGUCCAGAACAAGAUUGACCUUCUGGACGAUACGGUCAUCAAAAACGAAGAGGCAGAGGGUCUGGCCAAGAGGUUGAAGCUGAGGUUCUACCGAGCGUCAGUGAAAGAGGACCUCAACGUCAACGAGGUUUUUAAAUACUUGGCCGAGAAGUACAUCCAGCGGCUGAAACAGCAGACCGCCGAGGAGCCAGAGGUCGUUCACACCACGAGCAAUAAAAUAGGUGUGUUCAAUACCACUGGUACGAACGUCAGCAACCAGAGCUCCAGUAACGGCCACGAAGUCAUUAGUUUACGACCCAACAAACAAAGAACCAAGAAGACAAAAAAUCCCUUUGGGAGCUGCAGUUUACUCUAGAAUCUACCCGGAAAGCUUGGUGCCUACCUUGGAGAAUGCUAUUUAAUAGCCCUGAUGGAUCACUGCUGUUGGCUGAUUGGGAGGCCAUAAUCAGAGACCAAAGCGAAGGGAGGGUAAUGGUUUUUAUUUUACUUUUUUUCUAAUUUUCCCAUUUAUUUUCUAAGCACAACACCUUUUUCAAUCAGAUUUCGAUCGGCCUUUCCUACCGUCCAAAAAUGCAACAAUUCAAAAUAAAGUCAAAUGUCAAUUAUAGUUACCGAUAUUUCUCUAUAUAUUUGUGCUAUUUUCAUUUGAAAAAAUGUUAAUACCUUAGAUAUCAUCAAUUCCGUUAUCAAAAUUAGCAAACGUUAAUUCGUCAUUUUUUGUAAAUUAAUAUCUAGCAUUGUGGAUUCAAAUAAGCCGUCUAAACUAUGACUAUUUCUGAACGGGUUCGGUUGUGUCUCUCUGUGGAUCAUGAAUGACAUGAAUGAGUGUUUGACAAACUGAAUUGGAAUGCAAUGGUCUGUGAAUUUGAAUAUGAACUGCAGAAGGGUGACAUGUUUAUUGGAAAACAUGUGUAUCACGAAAAACGUGUAAAUGUAAGUCGAUUUUUUUUCCAUUCCACUAUUUUGGAAAUGUACACCUGUGCAAUAUGUUUGUAUUGUAAGGGAUUAAACCGCAGAUUAUUUUGUACCAUAUUUUUCUAACGCUCUACGGAAUAUGGUUCAAUAUACACUGUUCACGUCACAAUCAUAACACUAACAAUUACAAUGGGGGAGAUUUAGUUGUGUAAAAGGUAUUUUUAUAACAACCAGUGUUUCGUGAUGCACAGGUGUUGCCUAACACCAUAAUCAUAGUGCCAAACCACGUUUCACCGUCAGGGUAGUGUUGAAAUGUUCUAAAGCUGCAGCAGAUAUUUUAAUGUCUUUUAAUGGUUAACCAAAUAUUGGCACAAAAGCAAAGAAAAAGAUAUAGCUGUGUCUUAUAACACUUGUUGACAGUUGAAGUACGGUUGAUAAGGUCAACCUAAUGCUAGAUGUUUAUGUGAAUUAUACGUCUUCGCACUAAAUUAUGUUAUUUUUAAUCUAGUCAAAAAUAGUAAUAAAUGUUUACAUUUUCCAUACUGCUACAUCUAAGCGGGCUUUACUCUGGUACUGCUUCAAGUAAUACAUUAUGUAGUCACACACAAUAGUAGGCAGUAUUAUUUGCCUUGUAUGCCUGUGGCCUAUCAAACACAAACUAACGAAACAGGACUUUACAUCUUUUAGAAUGUUUUGUAAAAUUAUUUUCUCAUGGUUACCAGACUGGGUGGUGUCAAAUAGAGUGAAAUGCCACUUAUCUGGUUGUUUGAGCCAGAGUGAGAUCUGAGAUCUAACGGCUUAUACGAGGGGGUAGACUUAAGUUGCGUGCUAGACUACAGGCUUGUUUGGAUAGGUUUUGAAUUCCAUGCACAUUUCAUGUGUUCUUUAUAGUACAGUGAAUGAUGUUAUUUCCCAGUUCGACCUAAAAUCGUUCAGGUAAAACUAGCCUAAUAUGUCGUCAUGCGAAAAACGUUUGAAUGCAAAAAGAUAGAAAAUAAAUAAAUGCACAUAAGACAUUGCUGAAUUAUUUUAAAGAAUGUGCUGAAAAUAUUUCUGAGUAUUUUCAAAUGUAUUUUUCAUAGUUUUACUUUUUUCUCUCCCCUGAUACGUCAGACUCGGAAACAAAUACAAUGUGAUUCCUACUAGUUUGUUUCAUUUCACACUGAACACCAUUAACUGUGUAAAGUGUGGGAAAUAUAUUGUCUUCAAAUGUGUGUCUUUACUUUAAUACCAAGAUGUAGUUAUGAUUGAAUAAUCUUAUCCUUUCACUGCAUUCUGACCAACCUGUACUAGGGGGCUCUGUAGAACCAACUCUUUUUCAUUGAUACAAUUGAAUGAUGACCCUGAAUGCCUGAAUGCCUUGUUCUCAUUGACAUUACUCAGUACCUUUUAAUGCAUCUUUAGUUUCAAAUACCUGCCUGCACAUUCAUUUUUAAUAUAAAUUAGAUUUAAUUUGUUUUUUCCCCUCUUCUUUGUAUCAAUCCAUAUACUUUGGCGGUUUCGUUUUGGACUGAAUGGAUUUUAGUGCACUUUAUUAACAAGAUGAUGUCCAGAUUAUACAUUUUUAACAUAACCAUUACUUGUGUGCUGUCACUCAGGUGUUGUAAAAAAAAAAAGGUUUUGUCUUCUUGCUAUUGUUCUAUUCCACUGAUGCCUUCAUACGUAAGCUGUACGAAUUCAUUCUUCUUUUCUUUUAGAAAAACAUUAGCUUAGUGUAUUUUUAUUGAUUUAGUUAUGUAAAUGUAUCUUAAGAGGUUGAAGGUGUAUGUGGCACACAUGUAUACACUUGAUUGCGUUCGAUUUGAAAAUGUGUUGAUAUUUGAUCGUAAUUUCACCAAAAUAAAGUCUUACAUUUGGCUACUGCA